Prunus armeniaca (apricot) is the source of this 444-nucleotide messenger RNA. Lineage: Eukaryota; Viridiplantae; Streptophyta; Magnoliopsida; Rosales; Rosaceae. The record is from the annotation of a GenBank genome assembly.
AUGGAAGAUCUAAUCGCCCAAUUCAGCUUCGUCUCAAACCAAGCCUUGCAAGACAAAAGCUUCGACCCCGCCACGAUCGAAGACCUGAUGAAACUCUUCGAGAUCGAAGCGUACAAAUCAUGGGCUGCAGUUGAACUGGAACAGCAGCAAGAAGUGGAAGCAGCUGAGGUUGCCAUGCAGGAAGCCGAGGACUACAUGGACUCGGUGAUGGAGAGUGCCAUGGAUGAGUUCAGACGUUUUGAAGAGGAAAUGGAAGCCAUCUCCAAGGCUGAGCUCGACAGCUUAGUUGCCACUGCAGAAAGUGCAAGGAAGAUGGGGAAGUUCAUGGAGAAUGCAGCCACUAUUGCUUCCAAGAGGUAUAUUGAGGCUGCUCUCAACUCAGCCACUGCUUCCAUGAAAUCAGCUUGGAAGGGGAUUUCUACUAGCAAGGUUCACCCUUCUUAA